AUGUUCACCGAAAAGGGAAUCUUUCCCAUAAGCGAUGGCCUUUUGGAUGUAGAUGCCGAACGCUUUAACGGAUUGCUCGUGUCGCAUGACAUCAACGAGAUCUACGAGGUGGAACAGACGCCGUUUGCCAGGGGCAAAUUCGCCGCCGUUCGCCGUGCCAUUCACAAGAACACGGGCUCCCAUUUCGCGGCAAAGUUCUUGAAGCGACGCCGACGCGCACAGAGCAGCGACAAGGAGAUCAAACACGAGAUCGCCGUCCUAAUACUCUGCGAGGGCGAGGAGAACAUUGUCAAUCUGAAUGCGGUGCACGAGACCCGUUCGGACACAGCCCUGCUGCUGGAACUGGCCACUGGUGGCGAGCUGCAGACCAUACUGGACAACGAGGAGUGCCUGACAGAGGCCCAGGCCCGCCACUGCAUGCGAGAGGUGCUGAAGGCUCUCAAGUUUCUCCACGACCGAUCCAUUGCCCACCUGGACCUCAAGCCACAGAACAUUUUGCUCGCCGGCGAGCGUAUUGAAGAUGGCCUCAAGCUCUGUGACUUUGGGAUCUCGCGCGUUGUGUGCGAGGGCAUCAAUGUCCGCGAGAUGGCCGGCACACCCGACUACGUGGCCCCCGAGGUGCUGACGGACAUCUGGUCCGUGGGCGUUCUCACCUAUGUCUUGCUCUCCGGCUUCUCGCCCUUUGGCGGGAACACCAAGCAGGAGACCUUCCUCAAUAUCUCGCAGUGUGCGCUCACCUUUCCGGACAACCUAUUUGGUGGCGUCUCGCCAGUGGCCAUCGAUUUCAUACGCCGCGCAUUGCGAAUUAAGCCAAACGAUCGCAUGAGUGCCGCUGGAUGCCUGGAACAUGUCUGGCUGAAGGAUGAGAGCUCGAUGGAUAGACAAAUCAAUGGGAGCGUUAGCAGCAUCUCAAAAAUACCCAUUGCCACCGGGAAGCUCCUGGGAAGCCCCAUAAGCAGCACCAGCACCAGCACAGAGACAACGACAGCCAUACACACGCUGACCAGCAAUGGACACGGACAGAGCAACACGGUCUGCCUGUCCGCCAAGCCCACUCAGAUCGUGACACCCACACGUCGAGCCUCCGACUCGGACAAGGAGAACACAUACACGGCGACAUUUGUGAAGAAGCCCCCGGUGCAGGCCACCAUCCAGCUGGGCAGCAACGGCCUCGACGAGUUCGCCACAGUGGUGGCCACCCUGACACUCUUUCCCGAUGCGCCCACCACACCGAAAGUGAUCCGCAAGGCACCCACGGGAGAGUCCCAUGGAUCGGCCACCUCGGUGAAGGCUCUUGUCAAGAAGUUUCAGCUGGAGGAGACGCUAGAUGCUGGCGUCCGCGGCUCACACCAGCCAUCCGCCCUCACAUAA
Molecule: messenger RNA, 1371 nt
Organism: Drosophila miranda
Lineage: Eukaryota; Metazoa; Arthropoda; Insecta; Diptera; Drosophilidae
Product: death-associated protein kinase related-like
Exons: 3
Coding region: 1-1371 (456 amino acids)
Biological process (GO): protein phosphorylation; intracellular signal transduction; positive regulation of apoptotic process
Cellular component (GO): nucleus
Molecular function (GO): protein serine/threonine kinase activity; ATP binding
Source: RefSeq, a predicted model, not a curated record